Arabidopsis thaliana (thale cress) is the source of this 1524-nucleotide messenger RNA. Its product is annotated as Galactose oxidase/kelch repeat superfamily protein. The record is from RefSeq and is marked reviewed. Bases 95 to 1267 code for a protein of 390 amino acids. NCBI's taxonomy places the organism in Eukaryota, Viridiplantae, Streptophyta, Magnoliopsida, Brassicales, Brassicaceae. The transcript has a single exon.
AAAGUGAUCAAGGCCCAUAAAGGGCCCAACGAAUAUUAACACCUAAUCUGUUGUCUCCUUCCGCCGCCGAUCCCCAAAGAAAAAAGUAAAAGAAAUGGAGAGGUUGGUCAGCGGAGAGACAACGACGUCGUCGAACAUGAAGAAGAAGAAGAAGAAGGUGUCGUCGACAACAAAUCCGUCACUUCCCGAUGAUUUGGUAUUGGUCAUCAUCGCACGCGUCUCAAUAUUAUACUAUCCUAUUCUCUCACUCGUCUCCAAGAGCUUUCGAUCUCUCCUGGCUUCACCGGAGCUUUACAAGGUCAGGUCACUCUUGGGCCGCAGGGAGAGUCGUCUCUAUGUGUGCAUAAAUAUGUAUUCUUAUAAAAACGGCCCUAGCUGGUUCACCCUCUGCCGGAAACCGGAUCGAACAACAACCAGUAGUAAUAAGGAGGAGGACAGGUCAAGUGGUUAUGUCUUGGCAAGAAUCCCAAUUCCCCAUUCUCCUUUGACUCAGAGAUAUAGCCUCGCGGCGGUUGGUUCUAAUAUCUAUAACAUUGGCGUAACCAGAUACCACCAUUUGACCUCCUCUAGUGUCUGGGUUCUGGAUUGCCGGUCUCACACGUGGCGCCAGGCUCCAAGCUUGCCGGUGGAGCUAUUUAGAGUUUCUGUUAGCGUCCUUGAUCAAAAGAUAUAUGUAGCAGGGUUACACCAAGAAGAUGGCUCGGAUUCCUUGAAGAACUCGGUUACGGUGUUGGACACAGAAACACAAGUAAGUGAUCGGGUGGCUAUCCCAUGCAGCGUGUCACAAGGCAAGGAGAUCUUCAUAAGCACAAGUGUUGGCGGAAAGGUCAACCUCGUGACUGGGAGAAAGGUGGUUGAUUACAAUCCAGUGGAAGGUAGCUGGGAGGAGGUUGGAGAUACCAUGUGUGAGUUUAUGUUUUCAAAAUGUUUUUGCGUGGUUGGUAAUGUUUUGUACUCAUGUGCUAUUGACCGAGUGUUCAGAUGGUAUGACACUGAGGUAAGAACAUGGAGAAAUUUGGAGUGUUUGAUAGGAGGACGACUACCCAAGUUAUCUCCGCGUGCUUUUGUUAGUUUGGCUGAUUAUGGUGGAAAGCUCGCUGUUUUUUGGAACCAAGGUGUCGGCGAUUGGCAGAUGCUUUGGUGUGCAGUGAUUGCGCUUGAAAGGCGCAAUACUUGUGAAAUUUUGGGGAAUGUUGAGUGGUCUGAUCAUGUGCUUCAUGUCCCUAAGAUACGUUCUUACUACAACGCUCUUUCUGCUACUCUCUGAGAUGAAUGUGUCAGUAUGCUUGAACCGUGUCUUCAUCUUUUUGUGUAACCGUUGUAUUGUGGUCUUUGUUCUGUGGUAUUUUAUGAUUUAUUGGCUUUGAUUUCGAUUUUAUUUAGUUUAUUUGAUUGUUUGUCUUGCUCUUUUGGCUCGGUAGUUUAAGAUCCUUUUGUAAAGAGACGAUUGGAAUAAACAAGUAUCCUAUUUGAGCUUAGUAGCAAAUGGAGUAUUCAUUAUCUUGAAUAAAUGGUGCAGUAGAA